AUGCUUUCAAUAGAUUAUAGAUCCAUCUAACCUUAGAAUCGUUAAUAAAUAACACCAAGAUUUUUUACCAUAUUAUUAAGGUAAAGAAUUAAAUUAUUAAUAAAAUAGGAACAUGAUUAUCAGUUUCUAUGAUCAAUUACAAAUCAUUAAAUUUAGAAUUCUUAAAGAAAAACAUACUUCAUUUUAAUAAAAUGAUUGGUAUUUUAUUUAAAUUACUUUAGUCCCAUUUGUUAUUAACAAAUAAAUGAAUCUCACAGUGUUAUUCAAAUGCCUUGCCAUCAAGAACACUACUUUCAUGCUGAAUGUUGUAGAUAAUGGCUUGAGAGAGAUCCAAAUUUUCCAUUGUGUCGGGUAGUAACCUAAAGAUGUGGCAUUACUUGAAUUCAUUUGAAUAUACUUACUUAUUAAUAAUCUAUAUUAAAAUGUAGGAUGCUUAAGACAAGUUAGAAUUACAUUCAAAACUCUUGAAAUAUCCUCCAUUUUACAAGUACAUUUAUUAACUCAAGUAUAUGGCUUAUAAGAUCAUAAAGAAACAAGAAAGAAACAAAUAAUUUAAUGGGGUGAGAUUGUGCAUCUCUACUUUCAAUCACAUAAAGUUUUGGAAUCUUCAAUUAGUGAAAUCCUUAAUUUUCCCAUUUUUUAAGAUUCAUCUUCUGGGAUUAUUAAGAGAUUAGAUUCUUCAGAAAUCAAAGAAAUACUUAAUUAAAUGUCACAAUUAGGAUCCAUAGAAUGGAAAAAUGAUUAAAUUUUCUCUGCGAAUUUGGUUAGUCCUUUCGAAUUAGCAGAUGCAAUCUAUGCUUGGGCUAAGGAGAAAAAAUUGAUUGGUUACACAGAGACAUUAUAAGGCAUAACUGAAGGAAGUCAGACUGAUUAAACUAAAAGUAUUAUUGUACAUAAAUAUAUAGAUUUUAUAAUUUACCUUAAGAAUAAAUUCUCAAAGCAUGCUUAAUUUGAGAAGAAACUGGGAGAUUUUAAGUAUAUGAAUUUGAUGGUUUAUAUAGUAUCAAAUUUAUAUGAUUAUAUUAUUUUACAUCAUAAUAAUUAAGUGUAAUUUCUAUAUUAUCUCAAGAGGUGA
This is a messenger RNA of Paramecium pentaurelia, 1075 nucleotides long. NCBI's taxonomy places the organism in Eukaryota, Ciliophora, Oligohymenophorea, Peniculida, Parameciidae. The record is from the annotation of a GenBank genome assembly.